Messenger RNA from Striga asiatica, 2929 nucleotides. NCBI's taxonomy places the organism in Eukaryota, Viridiplantae, Streptophyta, Magnoliopsida, Lamiales, Orobanchaceae. The record is from the annotation of a GenBank genome assembly.
CUCUCUCUCUCUCUUUCUCUCUCCGAAUAGUAGGGAACACUUAUGCGUUGUUUAUUAGAUAUUCAGGAAGAAAAAAUAAAUCAAUUAUGGUUCUUGGAGCUCAAACCGAGUAAACUAGCUGGCUGGUGAAGUACUGUAGCUUUUGAUUGAAAACUUCGCUUGAUGCAUUUGGAUUGGCGAUUUCGUUUGGUGAAAUCAAGAAAGUUCAUCACUUUGAGGGUUGAGAUAUGGGAAAAAAAUAUUACAUCUUUAGGAAGAUGUGAUUUUCAUUUUGCGCUGUUGAGCUGAAUAGGGAUAGGUCUUCCUCUGGAUAUCAGUUUCAGUCUGUUUUAACUGAGUAAAGCUUGGUUUCAUCUGUGGAUCUUAACUGUCAAGUAAUAAUACUCACAGCUCACUUACCAAUUUAUCAACACAUCAUCUUUGUAGUUCUCCACCAUGCCUUUGUCAGAGUUUUUGAAAAUGGCCGCCCGGAAAAUGGAGUCCAGCCAACAGAGAUCAUGUUCGACUGCUCCCUCUUCCCGGCCGGAAAACGAUUUUGACGAGCUUAUUUGGCGAAACGGUGAGGUCAGCAUUCAAGGUCAGUCGAGCCAGUCCAAGACACCAGUUAACCAUGGUUUACCUUGUGAGUCGAGACUUGGUACAAUGAGUAUGUUGGACGAGAUGUCUUUGGAUGAGAUGGAUCCUUGGUUAGAUGUCCUUACUCAGGAUCAUGCUUCUGUGCUUGUACCCGAGACAUCUUGUGUGAAGGCUAAUCCAGUCUCCACACAAAAUAAUAGUAGCUUAUUGUCUUGUGUGAGUAAUUUGCAGAGUACGUGGCCUCCACCUCAUCAUCCCCAGAGGCUGAAUGCUCUUGGAUCGGGAGUUUCGGGUAUUAAUAGCAAUAACAACAAAAAUAUCGAUAAUAAUAGUAAUAUUAUGUGUAAACAUCUGGAUAUAGGAAAUGGUUCGACCAGCGAGAGGCAGAACAUAGGGCAGCGUACCACUUAUAAUGGCUCGAAUUAUCUCAACUUCGCCCAUUUUGCUGGAGCAGCUAACCUUGUGAAAGCCAAGGCCCUGAGUUCUCAUGAAAAGGAGGUGUUGAAGGAGAAAGCUCCAGAUGCUAGUGAUUGUAAUCUAGAGAAAUCAGGAAUUAUUGAGAGAUUUAAUGGUGUUUCAUCAGCCAAGCCAGCUGAGGCAAGUUGUGGGCAAUCGAACUCGGCUAAGAAUGAGAAGUCUGUAUUCGUAAGCAGUACUACUGACACGAGCAAAUGGGGUUCGCAAAAGGAGAAAGUUGUCGAGACUGUGGUUGCUUCUUCCUCUGUGGGCUCGGGGAACAGUGCAGAUAGAGUUUCUUGCCAACAGACAAAACAUUUGAAGAGAAAGUUUCGUGAUGCAGAUGAUUCUGAAUGCAGGAGUGAUUCGCAGGAUGUUGAAGAGGAAUCAGUAGGUGUCAGAAAACCAGCUCCAGCUCGAGGUGGAGGAUCAAAGAGAAGUCGGGCAGCAGAAGUGCAUAAUCUUUCUGAAAGGAGACGAAGAGACAGGAUCAAUGAGAAAAUGCGUGCUCUACAGGAACUUAUACCAAAUUGCAAUAAGGCAGAUAAAGCUUCAAUGCUCGAUGAAGCCAUUGAAUAUCUAAAGACCCUUCAGCUUCAAGUACAGCCUAUAAUAUUCGUGAUUAUACAGGUUAUGUCGAUGGGUGCCGGAUUAUGCAUGCCCCCUAUGAUGUUCUCCACAGGAUUCCCACAGAUGCCACAUCAUCCAGCUCACAUUCCACAUUUUUCGUCAAUGGGCAUGAUGGAUAUGAAUAGCAGCAUGCCCAGAUGUCCAGUUUUUCCAGUGCAGGGAUUGAAUUUUCCUGCCAGAAUGCCUUUAUAUGGGCAUUAUCCUGGUCAAGGGCUUCCAAAUUUUGUAACUGGGCAGUCUUCAUUGAAUUUUCCCAUGGGAUUAAGUAAUGGAGGUCAUAAUGGUGAUAUUACGAGUAUGAAUCUACGGUCAAAUUGUAGUAGUGUGGUACCCGGUGGCUCAAUUCACUCCGAAUCUCAAAAGCCCCAAGCAACAAAUGAAGUUCAGAAUCAACCUGCUAUGGCGCAAGAAAAUAAACAGACGACUGAUGCUAGUGCCCCUGCAAAUAUUACAUCUGCUACAGAAACUGACAUUAGCAAAGAAGCAGGUUUCCAAUUAGCUGAUGGAUGAAUUAAACAACUUAUUGUUGAUGGCAUUGAGAGAUCAACUCGUUUUCAUACCGACUUUUUCGAGAACCUGUUGCAAUGUUUGACCUAGUCAUGAAACUCCGGUUUGAUGUGUUAUUCUCAAAUGAGGCGAAAGUCUAACGAUAACCAUGAAAUUCCAUGAUAUGAUAACUGUUAUCGACCAAGUACCAAUUAGGCACGUUGUAUAUUCUUCAGCAUGACAUUCUCAAUGAGCAUUAAUAUAGUAAGUAGGUCACGGCGAAUGUGUUCAAAUACAUGAACUGUUGUCAGAGCCAUAAUAAAUAAGAUUCAUGGUAUCGAUGUUACUUUCUUGACAAUAAAAGAUUCCUGUACUCGUUUUGUGCCGUGUACUUGUGACUAUUUCACUGGCACUUAAUGAACUGACAAUUAUGUUGCUCAGUUUGUGUUAUUUGUUGUAGGUGUGACUCGGUAGUCUCUUUAUUGUUAAUCUUUUUAGGGAGGUAUUAUUCUACUUUGUUUUUUGUUUAUUAGUUGUGAGUUGUUUUUAUCUUUCUUUGUUUUUUGUUUACUCCGUUAAGUCCAGUCCUGUAUCCGUUAUGGAGUUCGAGUCUCCUUUAUAGAGUUGGGUUUUGUAUGUACGGUUGUCUCUGCGAUGGAGUUUGUACCCCUUGGAUUUGUGUGUUUCAAGAGGGUGGGACAAGACUUUCUGGUUCUUAUUGUGUCAGGUGACACAAAUUUGUACUCCUUUUUGUUUUUCAUUUAUAAUAUAAUUGUCGUUU